Molecule: messenger RNA, 554 nt
Organism: Halteromyces radiatus
Lineage: Eukaryota; Fungi; Mucoromycota; Mucoromycetes; Mucorales; Cunninghamellaceae
Product: proteasome maturation factor UMP1-domain-containing protein
Exons: 5
Coding region: 30-455 (141 amino acids)
Biological process (GO): proteasome assembly
Cellular component (GO): cytoplasm; nucleus
Source: RefSeq, a predicted model, not a curated record
AUUGUUACUCUUUUUCACAACACAUUGUCAUGUCUUUCCAACUCACUCCUAGUAACCACAUCACCAACGUAUCUACUCUCGACACAACUCAUGCCGAUUUUGGAUCCCACGAUGCUCUUCGUUAUGGUACUCGAUCCAUCAAAACUGAAGUUUUACCCGGUCAUCCUCUUGAACAACGAUUAGACGAGUGGAACGAUCAUCAAUGGGAACUCAAGUUGAAUAUGGCUCGUCAAGCUUAUGGACUUCAUGCACCAGUUAAAAUGAUGAUGGAACGAGAUAUCGUAUCAAAGCGUCAACGUAUGCCUGUAUUACCUUCAUCAAAUUUACACUUGGAUAUUUUGACUGGUAAAGAUGAAACCAUUGAUUUUGAAGACAUUUUGAAUGAUCCUGCGUUAUCAACAGAUAUGCUCGAUGUCCAUGCUGCUAUGGAACAUAAACUUCAACUCAAGAUCUAAUCUUAGGUCGUAUAUACAUAUUAGUUUAUAGUAUUUUAUUAAGGGGUAGUUUACAAAUUUGAUAUCAAUAAAGUACAUCUUUUUUUUUAUACAAACAAA